AUGACUGGUAACUCGGAUCUCACGGCUCCCGGGAGCAGCACGUAUGCCUCGGAUACUCUACAUGUUGGCGACGGGACAUGGGAUGCAGGGCGCGAUACAUUCCUCUUGCCAAACUUGAUGGGGAUCAAUUUUGAUACAAUGCGAUACAAUGGCAUGGGAAACCGAUUCAAGGAUAUGCCCUACUAUCAUACCCUAAUAGUCGUACAUGGUGUUAUUGGGACAAUCGUAUUCCUGGGUCUUGUUCCCAUAUCUAUCUUAAUCAUUCGAUACUACUCUCGAUGGAAUCCGUUUGUGGCUUUCAAGUUGCAUGCCUGGUUCCAAGUCCUAACUCUACUGCUAAGCACAGUUGUGUUCGUCUGCGGGUGGUUUGCAGUUGGGCCGGAAAGGAGUCUCACAAACCCUCACCACGGAAUUGGACUGGCGAUCUAUGUCAUGGUUGUCUUUCAGAUUCUGUGGGGAUGGUUUCUCCACAAAGUAGAAAGCAAGCGGCAAAGAUACCGAGUGCCUUUGAAAUUAGUGAUCCACCGAUGGAUUGGCCGGGCUCUUGCCAUUCUAGGACUCAUUCAGAUUCCCUUAGGACUCACCCUUUAUGGUUCGCCAAAGUCGCUUUUCAUAUUAUAUUCUGUCGCUGCCUUUGCCCUCUUGGUUACGUUUUUCGUCCUGUCGUACCUGUAUGAUGAUGAGGGAUAUCCACCGGGACCAGACUAUGACAACCGACAUAGCUAUGUCUCCGGACCUCCAGGCCCCGGCCCUGCUGGUCAUCGCCAGAGCAGUUUCGGGCGAAUGGCUGCCGCGGGAGCCGCAGGAGCAGGACUAGCUUCACUCUUCAGGCGUCGCUCUCGAAGUAGGGGAAGAGAUGGUUAUGAGGACUCUCAGACUUCUUAUAUGUCGGAAAAGUACUCAGAUGAAGGAGCCCAACGCAAAGGCUGGGGUGACAAACUGCUUAAACUUGGUGCGGUGGGCGGUGGCGCUUUCCUCGCUAAGAAGUUCUUCGACAGGAGACGAAACCGAGAUAAUGAUGCCGAAUCUGGCCAGUAUCGGCGCGCCCAUAACCGAAGUGACAGCAUGACAGAGACUACGAUGAGUAGGAUGGAAGAUGGACGACGACCCGAACCAAGUCAUAGAACCCUCUCAAUCGCCCACCGAGCCGACCCCCGAGUAGACCUCAGAGUCCCGGCUCGAAAUGCCCUGUUUGGUGCGGGCGCCUUUGCAGCCCUCAAAAACAUGUUUACUCGUCGCAAGGCCAAUGAUGACGAUCGUCGUGUAGAAGAUAUGCGCCGUCGGGAGAUGGAGGAGGAAAGGCUUGCACGAGCAGACAGCAAACGACGCUAUACUGGGGAUGGGUACCCACCUCGCAGACGAACCGACUCCUUCACCGCAACUGACAUCUCAUCUACUGAGCUGACGCGACCUCCGCGUGGGCCCUCACACGGAGAAUCAGCUUUAACUGGUGAUCCGGCCAUGUCUGGAGCAAUCGAUGGGCAUCAUUCUGAUAUACCCCCAGGUGCGCCUACCUCGGAAAUGCCAGGUCAGGCUCCCUCUCGACUUGAUCCUUCUGAUAUUGCGGCUGGGGCAGCCGCUGGAAGUACCCUGGGUGCUGCCUCCGGCCAUCGCCGCCGAAGCAGCAGCAGGCAUCGGAGCAGCAGCAGGCACCGGAGCAGUAGUCGACACAGAGAUGAUCACACGAGCUCCCCACCAGUAUCGGUGAAAGUCAAAAUGCACAACGAUGGUCGGCAUGUCACACUCCGAAGGUUAACAGAGGAAGAGGCAGCUGCAAGUCGCGAAGCAAGACGUAGAGAACGGAGAAAUUCUCGUCGUCGCGCCGGAAGUGCAAGCUCUCUGUCAGGCAACGAAGGUAGCUACGACCGGUGGCGCCGCGUUGAAGAACUAGAGCGUCAGCAGCACGAACGAAUGCAACGAGAACAGGAAGCUGCCGCUGCUGCUGCCGCCGCUGGAAUGUCCACAGCCCCAUCUGGAAGCGUGCCUCCACCACCUUUUCCGCCGCCCCAAAACAUGAGCCAUAUGGCUCCCCCUCCCCCGCCACAUGUACCUUCCAGUCUGCCGUAUGGCCCAGGGAGCGUCACAUCCCCUGGUACAUAUACCGGUACAGAAGCAAGCGGAUACGCCAGCAAUCGGCGACGAAGACGAGCGGAACGAGCUCGCGCCCGACAAGAACGACAACACAGCGUGGAAUUCACUUGA
Molecule: messenger RNA, 2202 nt
Organism: Aspergillus bombycis
Lineage: Eukaryota; Fungi; Ascomycota; Eurotiomycetes; Eurotiales; Aspergillaceae
Exons: 4
Coding region: 1-2202 (733 amino acids)
Molecular function (GO): transmembrane monodehydroascorbate reductase activity
Source: RefSeq, a predicted model, not a curated record